Acanthopagrus latus (yellowfin seabream) is the source of this 2293-nucleotide messenger RNA. It is a transcript of the gene klhdc3l, whose product is annotated as host cell factor 2. The record is from RefSeq and is a predicted model, not a curated record. Gene Ontology annotation, cellular component: Golgi apparatus. Gene Ontology annotation, molecular function: protein binding. The transcript is spliced from 8 exons. The coding region runs from base 274 to 1695 and encodes 473 amino acids. Lineage: Eukaryota; Metazoa; Chordata; Actinopteri; Spariformes; Sparidae.
AUUACGUCCAACCAUGCACCACGGUCUGUCUUCACCACUUUCAAACGUCGGAGCCGCAGUUUACGCAGAGACCCUGAACGCAGCACGGCUGGUCUACAGAGAGACAACAGUCGGACGGAGAGGAGCCGCGUCCAGUUCACAAACAGGCAGAGACUUCGCCAGCACCGAACAAAAGCACGAAUACGUGUGGAGACAACCAAUUCUGUGAGGAUUUCACCACAGGAGCUCCAUGAAGCAAGACAAGUUUCAGAAAUGGUCCAGUGAGAGUGGACGAUGCCAGCUAUGAGUCAGAGUCCCUGCCUGUGGACUCAGCUCCCUCAGAGCAGCCAGUCGCCAUGUGACCGCUACAAGCACGCCUGCUGCAGCUACGACGGAAAUGUCUACAUCCUGGGAGGAAGAGACAACGGCUGUCUGGGGGACUUCUGGAGGUACAGCGUGGUGUGUGACGAGUGGACGGAGUUAAACUGCACCGGUGAGGCUGCACCAGAUGAACUCGAGGAACAUUCUAUGGUGGCCCAUCAGGUACAAACUCACAAUCAUAUGUUGCUCGGAUCUCUCAGCUUGUACUCCGCUGCUUUGUGUGUCAGUACGUUCGAUACGUUCACCAGAUUCGACCUUUUUCAGGGCUUCCUGUACGUGUUCGGAGGCAUGCUAGAUUCUGCGUACACAAAGUUGAGAUGUCCCCUCUGGGUGUUUGACAUCGCAAAGCAGCGGUGGGUGCACUGCCAGGGAAAGACGAGCUCCCCUCAGACCCAAACGCCGACCAACAGAAAAGGACACAGUGCUGUGGUGGUUGGCUCGGCCAUGCUGCUGUACGGAGGUUUCGUGGACAUGAAAGGAUCCUCGCAGGACUUUUGGAGUUUGGAUUUUGAUACCAUGGCUUGGUCCCUGCUGUAUGGUUCUCAGCAGGGCUCAUCAGGCCCCGGCCCCAGACACAGUCACUCAGCCGUGGCCUUCCAGAGCUGCAUGUAUCUGUUCGGGGGCUUGAAAGGCUUGAGGGAGCAGAGGGACUUCUGGAAGUGGAAUUCCACCAGCCACAUGUGGACUUCCCUCAAAAACAAGUCCGGUCCCUCCAGACUGAUGGGCCACUCGGCGGCGGUCUACAAGGACAGCAUGCUUCUGUUUGGGGGAGGUGAGAGCCAGAACUCUCCCAAGAGCUGCCUGUGGAGGUACAACUUCAGCACUCAGACCUGGGCGCAGGUAGCUACACUCCCAGGCUCCAACGCCCCCGACAAGAUCCACCACUGCUGCACCGGGCUGGGCCCCAGCUACAAGUCCAACAGCAGCAGCCCCUAUUCCAGCUCAGGACUCCAACCCAGGCUGCUGGAUGGGAGAGUAAGGCCUUUCAAGAACAAGUGCUUCCCUGCCCCGCUCAGUUUUCUGGGAUCUGAGGGAGCUAUAGAGCUGGAGACUUUCAGCCCGGACCGAUGCUACGGCAGCAAAACACUCACACAGUCCUCAGAACUGGUCAACAGCAAAGAGGGGCUGCUGGAAAAAGACUCGCUGCAGAUCGGAAACUGUUUGACCUUUGAGAACAAGGCUUUCAGGAGUAAGUGCACAGAUGAGGACCUGCUGGACGAGGAGGAUGGAAAUAUGGCCCAGCAUCUACCCGAUCUGCUGCUGGUGCUGGGGGGAAGACCUUGCACCGGACUCAGCCCGAUCUCCAUGUGGCAGAUGACUCUGACUGACUCCUAACAGCCCGGAACAACAGACGUUACCAACAACAGUGUUACAUUAUCACUUCAUCUUUGUUAAAUGUAUGUUUGAAGAGUUUACUGACGUUUUGUAAAGAAAAUAAUCUAAAAUAUUUUUGUAUUACUGUUUUUUUUUUUUUGUUGGUAGUUCUUAUGAUGUAAAAUGAUUUAUUACACAUUUGAUUUUUGCAGAAAUAAAUGUUCAGAAAAUGUUUUGACAUCUACAACUGAACCUGCUCCUUCACAACAUCCUGGAUUCUGUUACUGCCGGACACUUUGGUCUGAAUUUGUGCUGAAAGUCUGAAAUAUUUCUGCCCCACAUGUUACCACACCUACUUUAAUUUACUACAACACUGAGAUGAUUAACUUACACACUUAACCCUUGAGGAAAAAUGUUUUAAAUGUUUUUUACAUGCAUUUAUUUAUUCAUUCCCCCCCACAACAUUUUUUUUUUCACUUUUUAUUUUUUAUAUAUAUUUUUUGAAAAAUUAUCACAAAAAAUAUUAUGAAAAGAUCUUUUGAAAAAGAAUAUUUGAAAAAGUUGUUUCACUUGAAAAUUAGUAUUUUUUACUCAGUUUAAAUAAAGAACAAGAAAAUGA